AUGGCUCGUAUUCAUCAAUUCCUGGUGCUCAUCGGUGUGGAUCCCACGCGACUUCGUUUCCGUCAGCAUUUAUCCAACGAGAUGGCUCAUUAUGCCUGUGAUUGUUGGGACGCGGAGUGUCAGACCAGUUACGGUUGGAUCGAAUGUGUGGGCUGUGCGGAUCGCAGUUGUUACGAUCUGACACAGCAUGCCCGAGCGACGGGGACGCGGCUGGUGGCGGAGAAACAACUCUCGGAACCGGUAAAUUUGGCUUAUUUUUCUUUGAAAACAAACAAACAAAACAAUUGA
Messenger RNA from Echinostoma caproni, 288 nucleotides. Lineage: Eukaryota; Metazoa; Platyhelminthes; Trematoda; Plagiorchiida; Echinostomatidae. The record is from the annotation of a GenBank genome assembly.